Diatraea saccharalis (sugarcane borer) is the source of this 3667-nucleotide messenger RNA. Lineage: Eukaryota; Metazoa; Arthropoda; Insecta; Lepidoptera; Crambidae. The record is from the annotation of a GenBank genome assembly.
AUGAGAAGGGGACACACUGCGCCUGCCCCACAUAGACUGGGAACAGUGUCGGCUAAUGAGCAUGAGCAAAGCAGAGUAGUUCGCACGCCGUUGGCACGUCGUUGUGUGUCGGAGCAUGAGUGCCGAUCAAUGCCGACACCGCCACCGGGCGCCGUGGACCCCAGCAUACACGCUUACAAGAUCCUCAACAACACCUGCGUUUAUAUAUGUCCCAGUGGAUACACGGAAGUAAGUGGCACUGUGUUGUGCUCUCUCGUACCAGGUGCGAACGCAGUCCUCCAAAAAGGUUGUGGUCAUAGUCACCCGAAAACAGGUGACAAGGCGACAGCUCGUUGCAUGUCUUGUCCGGACGCGCGUUGUAAGCGGGAGUGUAACGGCGCACGCAUCGAUUCUGUAGCCGCCGCGGAACAGUUCCGCGGCUGCACACACAUCAAGGGCACCUUCGAGAUCUCACUCCGGGCCACUGGUGGUAACGCAAUGGCUGCCUUAGAAGAUUCACUAGGAGAAAUCAGGGAGAUUGUAGGAUGCUUGAAGGUAACGAGGUCGUACACACUGAUCUCAUUGAUGUUUUUGAAGAAACUCAAGACCAUAAUCGGCGUGCCUACUGAGAACAAGGGUCAAGCUCUACAUGUGUUCAACAAUCCAAAUUUGGAGAUAUUGUGGGAUUGGAGUACGUUUGGUGAUCUUAACAUUACUGGCGGCAGUCUCUAUAUUCAUCUUAACCCGAAGUUGUGCUACUUUCAAAUACUGCCGCUGCAGAGAAUGACACACAACCCGCGCUCCAACUUUACCGAAAUAGAGGUGUCUGAAGACAACAACGGUGACCAGGCUUCAUGUUCUCCAAAGACCCUACAAUUGACGGUGACACUACUGCGUUACGACGCGGCACUAUUGCAAUGGGAUACGUAUUGCGUGUCCGAUAUCCGCAAACUGCUUGGCUACUCUAUAUACUACAUUACCGCUGAGAAGAACGUCACGCUAUACGGACAACGGGAUGCCUGCUCUGACUCUUGGAACGUCCUAGAUGUGACCAUAGAUGAAGCGCGCGGUCACAACACUACUGCCAUAGAAGACCCAACUCUGGAACUCACCGACAUAUGUAACCAGCAGAAUCAGCCACAGUUCAAGAUAAUCCGACCGCUCAUACCGUUUACACGAUACGCUGCCUACGUGAAAACUUAUACCACGCAACAGGACAAGAUGGGCGCGCAAAGUCCUAUCAUUUAUUUCAGAACUUUGCCAGGACGGCCGAGUCCACCAGCGGGUCUGGUGGUUGAGUCUACGGGGCCACACUCUGUGAAACUUAAGUGGUCGCCGCCAAUAAUGCCCAACGGCACUAUAAUGCUGUACCACGUCAAGAUACAGGCCAACAGCUACAACCGUCCCAAGAUACUCGCCUGGAGGAAUAACUACUGCGGGAAUCCUAAUGCGCUUGCCAGCAUAAUCGCGGGAGGUCGUGGUGAAAUCACUCCAGAGAAGGAAGAAGCGAAGGCCACGGGAGACGUGAAGAACGGUUCAUGCUCUUGCAAAGAGGAAUCUCGUCCCAGCACCAAAUUUACUACACGUGCCGAGGAAGAACGAGACGAGACAAUAAACUUUGAAAAUGAACUACAAAAUGGAGUGUACAUAAAAUCAGAACGUGCCAACCGUGAGAGUGCCGGCAACGUACGCGCCCGACGUUCGAUCGACUUCACGCUGAACAGCAUGCUCGUCAUACUGACGGAGAACUCCGAUCCCGUGCUCGGCUUCAAUUACACCAAUUCUACAGACAGAGACGGUUAUGUGCAGUCCUUGUACUACCAGUUGUCGAGUAACACCACAUCGCUAUCGGUGCAUGACAUGCGCCAUUUCACUUGGUACACGGUGAACGUAUGGGCUUGCCGUCAUAGCGAAGAGAACGAGCAAGAAUCUGCGUACGCUGAUCUAUGGUGCUCUAAGCGUGCUUACAAUAUUUUUCGCACUCAAGAACUCGCGAACGCGGACGUCGUGAAGAACUUGCAUGCCGAAGUUAUAGCCUCAAACAAAACUCUGCCUGACGUCAACGUGACUUGGGAACCGCCGCACAAUCCUAACGGAUUUGUUGUCGCCUACAACGUACAUUAUACACCAAUAGAAGAUUCUAACGAGGCUCCAGAUGUAGGCUUGCAAACUUGCCUCAUGGCGGACGACUAUGAAAGCAACGGGCGAUCACACAUGAUUCGCAACUUGCACGCCGGCAACUACAGUAUACGAGUCAUACCUAUCACUGUCAGCGGGGCGGGGAACGGAUCUGAUAUAUACGUCUACAUACCGGAGCGCACCCUAGAGUCCGGGUACGAAUGGGUAUGGGGUCUGGUGGGCGGUUGCCUCGCGAUGGCUCUAGUGGCUGGCGGUGGCGUAUGGUACGCACGCCGCGGCGUACUCUCGCCCGCUGAGGCCAACAAGCUGAUCGCGUCCGUCAAUCCGGAAUACGUACCUACCGUAUACGUGCCCGACGAGUGGGAAGUGCCGCGUACCAGCAUACAGUUCGUGCGCGAACUCGGCCAGGGGUCUUUCGGCAUGGUGUAUGAGGGUAUUGCGAAGAACAUUGAAAAAGGCAAACCAGAAACUCGAUGCGCUGUGAAAACUGUCAAUGAGCAUGCCACUGACAGGGAGCGUAUCGAAUUUUUGAACGAAGCGUCAGUGAUGAAGGCGUUCGACACGUUCCACGUUGUUCGGCUGUUGGGCGUGGUGUCUCGCGGGCAGCCGACCCUCGUGGUGAUGGAGCUGAUGGAGCUGGGCGACCUGAAGACGUACCUGCGCUCACACCGCCCUGACGCGGAGGUCGACCUGCCCAGGAAGGGACCGGCGAAUCCGCCUACGUUGCAGAAUAUACUGCAGAUGGCUAUUGAAAUAGCAGACGGUAUGGCCUACCUAUCGGCCAAAAAGUUUGUGCAUCGCGAUCUAGCGGCGCGCAACUGCAUGGUCGCCGGCGAUCUCACUGUGAAAGUGGGUGACUUCGGUAUGACCAGAGACAUUUAUGAGACUGAUUACUAUAGGAAAGGCACCAAGGGCCUACUGCCGGUGCGAUGGAUGAGCCCCGAGAGCUUAAAAGAUGGGGUCUUCUCCAGUGGUAGUGACGUUUGGAGUUAUGGUGUCGUUUUAUGGGAGAUGGCGACGCUCGCUAUGCAACCUUACCAGGGUCUGUCAAACGAGCAAGUCGUCCGGUACGUAGUGUCCGGUGGUGUGAUGGAGCGUCCGGAGCACUGUCCGGACCGUCUGUACGAGUUGAUGCGCGCGUGCUGGGCCCACCGCGCCCACCAGCGGCCUUCGUUCCUCAGACUGGUGGCUGAUCUGGCACCUAACGCCCACCCAUCUUUCCGUCACCGGUCAUUCUUUCACACACCGCAGGGACAGGAGAUGUACGCGUUACAGCGAUCCACAGCCGCAGACGAGGAACAGGAGAUGCCUGAGGUGAACGUGGGCGCGGUCGCGACCGGUUCCGGUUCCAAUUUGUUCGGCGUGUCCGGUCGGCUCGCUUCGUGGGUGCGCGAGUUGUCGUCCCUCCGGUCUCGUACGUCUGAUGACGCGGCCGCCGAGCCCCUGCAGCCGGUGGGUGCUCCGCGGCCCGCUAACGGCGAUCUACCCACCACCGGCUGCUAGCCAUCGCGCGCUAGCAUAUCCCCCUCUAUCUACCUCAGGCCUGGAG